This is a messenger RNA of Entelurus aequoreus (snake pipefish), 2611 nucleotides long. RefSeq lists its product as uncharacterized. The transcript is spliced from 19 exons. NCBI's taxonomy places the organism in Eukaryota, Metazoa, Chordata, Actinopteri, Syngnathiformes, Syngnathidae. Bases 123 to 2018 code for a protein of 631 amino acids. Gene Ontology annotation, molecular function: RNA binding; protein binding. The record is from RefSeq and is a predicted model, not a curated record.
GUUAGGGUUUCUAAACUCGACCAGAGGGCGGUCGAGUGACUUAGGCAAACAAACCAACAGAGGCAAUAAAAUAAGCAGACCCGCGGGAAAGGACGUCUGAAAAAGAAUCAACCGGCAACAACAUGUCACGAAGAAGUGAUGUUUACAAAGGCCGCACACAGAGGCUCUCCUAUGGAGAGAAGUCAUCAGAUAUGAGCAGCCAAAAUUCCAUGUUUGACAUGACGAGUGGACGCACCCUCUUCAUGGAAGCUCUGGCCUUCAGAUUAAUGGGUUUGGACUUUUUCCCAUUCGCCUCUGCCCCGCACGUCUAUUACGAGGACAGCGAUGAAGAAGAAGAGGAGGAGUUUUGGUCCGACACUUUUGCCCGGCAACCUUCAGGGCCACAUCCUCAACUACGACAACUCACCGAGGAGGAAGCAGAGAAACACACAAAACAAGCGCUCAUAGAGCAGCAACAACGUGAGUAUAAAAGCGCGAGGAACAAGCGAAAGAAACUGCGCAGAAAUGAGAAGAAGCGCUUAGAAAAGGAGAGCAGGAACAUUCCAGACGAGGCGGAGGGAGACGAACCCCAGGAGGCGGAGGGAGACGAACCCCAGGAGGUGGAGGUAGACAAACCCCAGGAGGCUGUCCAUCAAAUUGGUGUGCAAGCUCCCCCCGACAACAAAGUGAACUCCAACGACGAGGGUAGCGACGAACAUGAAGAAGAAAACCAAUCGCAGGAAAAGGAGGCGGAGGGAGACGAACCCCAGGAGGCUGUCCAUCAAAUUGGUGCGCAAGCUCCACCCGAGGCCGAGAAGGAUAACAACGCGCAGGAAAAGGGCCUCCAUCCAGAUAUCGCUGGUGAUGUCACGGAAAAGUCAACAAACACACCCGACGCUCCGAAGAAGGACCAUGAAUGUGGAAGUGACAGCGAGGGUUCUCACAAGCCUGCAUCGGACCAGAAAGCAACAGAUCCGAUGGUAGAGGAAUACAUGCAGAAAAGUGCCAAGCUGGCAGAGUUUGGCAACUGUUGGGCGACUGCCGGCCGACACGACAAGGCCAUCAGAUGCUACACCGAGGCCAUCAAGCUCAACCCAAAGGAGUGGAAGUUGUUUGGUAAUCGCUCCUUCUGCUACGAGAAGACGCAGCAGUAUGACAAGGCCCUGAAUGACGCAGAAAUCGCCCUCCUUAUUGAACCAAUGUGGGUCAAAGGUCUCUUUCGUAAAGCCAAGGCUCUCUGUGGACUAAAGAGGUAUAACGAUGCCUCCAAAGUCUACAAGGAGGUGUUGCAGCUGGACGGGUCGAGGCGCGAGGCCAAAGAGGCGCUGAACCAGACGCAGAUGUUGCAACUUAUGGAAAUGGGCUUCACCCAGGAGGAGAGCGCCGAGGCCUUGCAAAGCCACAACACCUUAGAGGCCGCCAUCAGCGCCCUUUUUAGCUGCGACAGUCCGCCUUGUCCAGCAGGGGCUUCUGAGGCAACAGGGGGAGAUGAGGAGGAAGAAGAGUGGAUGGUCCGACAAGCCAGCAAGCCUCGAACGCAGCGCGCCAAAGAAUCAGGGAGUUUGGCCCAAAGUCAAUUCAAAACUCAGCCUUUGUCGAAGAAAUCGCAAAAAUCGGAUGUUUUCCAGGUUUGGGUGCGUUAUCUGGCACCUACCGUCACCUACCAGAGGCUCUAUGAGCUCUUCAGCAGAGUGGGGAAAGUGUACAAGGUGAAGAUGCUGCUGGAUCAACAAAGUGCCUUCAUAUACUACGCCCGAGAAGAGGACUGCGUGGAAGCUAUACGGCGUAUUCACGGGAUGACGCUGGAGGGCUCUACUCUGGUGGUGCAAUCCCCCUUAAGGAACACGGAACCUGGAAUGGCCAAAGCGGAGCUCGGUGACCCGUCAUCUCAAUGCAGGUGGUUUAAGAGGGAGUGUUUCUUCUGGAGGACCAGCGGGUGCACGCAGGACGACUGCACCUACAAACACGUCCCCGGGCACCAGGGCAUCGACAAGGACAAGUUCAACAACGGCUUUUUGAAAAAAAACACGGUGACUUGAGGCGGUGCCACUGGGAUCUGGACCUGGCCGGACCAGUAGCAGGGUCGGUCAUGAGGUCCACGCAUGGACGUGGUAGCAGUCAGUAACUGAACUGCUUUGCAGCUUUUUGCACACAACGUGAAGGAUUAGCAAACCUCAACAUGGUCUGAUUCCAUGUUCUUUAGUUGUUCAUCUGCAGUCGCCACUAGAGGGCAGCAUCCCGUCUUUGUUGGGUCUGUCAUGGUUGUCCAACUCCCCUUCCUCCUCCACAUGCAGUUACUCUACUUUCUAUCCACUUCUAGAAGAGCAAUGUUAUCUAUUACCCAGCAGGCACAACGUCGAUGAUGCGUACACGUCCUUUAAAGCUGACUUUAAAACAAUGUUGCCAAAUACUUGGAUUUGUUCAUUGAGACAACGUUGAUGUCUAAAUGUUGGAUCCACGUUGUUGGUUGGGAAAUGACCAAAUUUCAACGGUCAAAUCAACGUCAGAACCCAAUUAAACGUCGUCAAAAAGCAUGUUGUUUCACAUUGUGUUUGUGUUGUGGAAUAUUGGUCGGGAAAUGACCAAAUUUCAACGGUAAAAUGUACGUCAGAACCCAAUUAAACAUUGUCAA